This is a messenger RNA of Closterium sp. NIES-67, 3905 nucleotides long. The record is from the annotation of a GenBank genome assembly. NCBI's taxonomy places the organism in Eukaryota, Viridiplantae, Streptophyta, Zygnematophyceae, Desmidiales, Closteriaceae.
GACCGCAGUUACAGGAAUCCCACUCUGGCAUGCCGCCACUACACGGCGGCACGCCAAGUCAGCAGGUUUGUCCUGCCUUCCGCCGAGUCGUUCUCCGCAGAGAGCUGCCAGGUGUGCGCCGUCAAGUCGCCGAGGCUCCUUGGCUUGCUCUGCGGACCGCCACGCGAAGGACGACUUUACUGCGAUGAAAGCCGAGACAAUAUGGGCGAGUCGGCGUGGAGUGGGAUGGCGGGCAGCAGCGCACGUCGGAGCAGGCAAGGCGCAUGGCCCGAGUGCAACGCCUCGCAUCGUCCGAUGCUGCCGUCAGCCAUGUCCUUCCACGUCGCUCGCUCGCCUCGCAAACUGACGAGUGGCGCUGCGGGGCGGCCUCGAGCGCGCCUUGCUGUGGAGCCCGCCGCGCCGCGCCGGCUGCUGCCACGCGGGAUUCCGGCGCGCUCCUCGCACCCGGACUCGCCUCUCGGGCUCGGCGCGCUGGGCAGAGCAGAGAGGCGCAAGUGCGCUGGGUGCAGGCUGUUGAGAGCCCCUCGAUGCGACCUUGACGGCAUGCAUCUCCCACCAUAGCGGCUCUUUGCACGCAUUCCGCCUCACGCGGCCGAACGUUACGGCGUGAUUCCCGCGAUGCCGCUCAGACGACUCACCGUAGAAUUUCUCCCUAUCGGCUUGAAAUUUCCGCAGCGUAUCGCAGUCUCUGCUCCACCACGCGGCGAGACUUGCAUCGUGAUAACGUCUCGCGAUCCCUCCACCACCUCCCUCCACCGCCUCCCUCCACUGCCUCCCUCCGCCGCCUCCCUCUACCGCCUCCCUCCGCCGCCUCCCUCUGCCGCCUCCCUCUGCCGCCUCCCUCCGCCGCGUCCCUCUGCCGCCUCCCUCCGCCGCCUCCCUCCGCCGCCUCCCUCUGCCGCCUCCCUCCACCGCCUCUCUCCUCCUGAGCCUCCUCUUGUCCCGACAUGGCUGCCGUGCCACCCAGGGCGCUCGACCCGGCGAAGGUGCUUCGUGAGGGGCUGACGAGAGGGGACGUCGGUCCUGGCGGGCUGGCAGCACACGAAGGGGUGGAAGCGCUGCUCUCAGCAGCUCGCAUGCGCCAGGCGGCGGGCGCCGUGACAGUGGCGGAACUUCCGGGGCUGCCGGGGCGGACGGCGGCGGUGCGUGCAGCGUAUGGGGCGAGCAGCACUGAUGGCGCUGCCGCCAACACUCCCGCCGCGCCACCCUCGGAAGUGACGGCAGCCUCGGAGGGCGCAGCAGCGCGUGCGCUGGACGCGGAGGAGUUCUGCACGCAGGGGCAGCGCAUGGUGGAGUUCAUCGUGCAGUACCUGGAGCACGUGGAGGACAUACCCGUGCGCAGCACCGUGCAGGUGCGCUUUGAGGCGCGGGAGGCGCUUCACCAGUGGCAUUGGCAUCACGGUAGCAGCGUCGAAGGGAGGUUACCAGUGUGCAGGGGCACCGUAUGGUGGAAAUCAUCGCUGGUUCGGCUAUCUGCGCCAUCUGCUGCCGCCCUUUGCGCCCGAAUAAGGCGAGCCACUGGAAGCCAUCCUUGCAGGUCAGGCCCCCUCGCCGCCCAUCCAUACAUUUCCACAGCAAUAGUCCCCGGGCUGACCCACUGGCAGAGCCCGGCCUUCUUCGCCUUCUUCUGCUCGCCCACCAGCGCCGCCUCUAUCUGCGCCCACGCCCUCAUCAGCGCGCUCAACGUCGUCGGCUUCUCGUGGAUCGCUGCUCCUGCCGCUACCGAGCUUGAGACGCUUGUGCUGGACUGGCUGGCGACCCUGCUGGGGCUGCCGGACGGCUUCCAUUCUGUUAAGUCAGGUGGCAAUGGAGGAGGGGUGAUUUACGCCACGGCCAGUGAGGCGGGGCUGGUGGCGCUGCUGGCGGCCAGGAGGUGGGCGCUGGACUGCGUGGCAGGGGAGGGGGGGCUUGCAGCUCGCCUUAGCGAGGCAGAGAGCAGGCUAUUAUCGAGUACCGUGGAGGCUUGGGAUGGCAGGCAGGGUGGCCAUGGGAGAAGGGCGAGGAGCAAGGAAGGGCGGUUGAUGGUUGGGGCUGGGCCUCCUGUGAUUUACGCCGCUGCCGGUGCUGCUCCUGCAAGCAGUGCGGCAGGUGCCUCUGCAGUCGGCACAGCUGAGAGGGGUGAGUCUGCCAGCAGCGGUGUCCAUUUCCCGUGGCUCAGUGCAUGGAGCGUGGCACGGCUGUGGCUGGUGGCGUACGUGUCAGACCAGACCCAUGCAUGUGUGCACAAGGCGUGCCUCACUGCCGGCCUACCGGAGGGCAACGUGCGUGUGCUGCCCAUCACGGCCGCCUCCGCGUAUGCCAUCACGCCUGAGGUGCUGCUGGGGGCGAUGGAGAGGGACGAGGCUGCUGGGCUGAUCCCCUUCUUCCUCACCCUCACUGUUGGCACCACGUCAUCCACCACUUUUGAUCCAAUCGCCCCUCUGGCUGCCAUCGCCAAGGCGCAUGGCAUGUGGGUGCAUGUGGACGCGGCAUAUGCGGGCAUGGCGUGCAUGUGCCCUGAGAUGCGGUACCAUCUGGAUGGCGUGCAUCUGGUGGACUCGCUAGCGUCCAACGCACACAAGUGGCUGCUCACCAGCUUCGACUGCUGCUGCUUCUGGACCCAGGCCUCUGGUGGAGGCACUCUUGACUCCGCCGGAGUAUUUGUGGAACAAGCCAUUGGAGGCGCACCAGGUGGUGGACUACAAGGACUGGGAGAUCCCCAUCGGCCGCCGCUUCAGGUCGCUCAAGCUGUGGAUGGUUCUGCGGUCAUACGGGGCGGAGGGCAUUCGAGUGUACGUCAGGCGCCACAUGGCGCUUGCUCAGUGGUUUGAGGAGGCCGUGCGGCAAGAUGAGCUCUUUCAACGGAUGGUCCCGCGCCCCUUUGCCCUCGUGUGCUUCCGUUUCAAGCCGCCGCCAGCAAGCAGUGAGGUGGGGGGUGGAGAGGCAGGCGAAGGGGCGGUGGGAGAUGGCGGGGCAAAGGAUGGGGGGGAGGGAGCUGAACGCCACGCUGCUGGAGGCAAUCAACAGCAGCGGCAAGGCCUACCUCACACACACUGUGAGUGCUGCAGCACACUGCUACGGUACACUUGUCAUUUGCACACCUCAACCUCACCACUGCCGCCCUUAACCCCCAUGAAGGUGCUAUCAGGGCAGUACGUGCUGCGCAUGGCCAUAGGGGCGGUGACGACAGAGAUGAGGCACGUGCAGGCCGCAUGGGAGCUUAUCCAAAUGGAAGCUUCCAGGCUGCUGCAGGAGGUCGACUCCUACUCAAAAUAAGAUUUGAUAAAUGCAUCUGGAGGAUGAGCAGAUCGCAUUGGUGAACCAGCAUACUGUAGAAGGAAAGUAGUAUAUGAAUGCCUAUUGUAUGUACCAUAAUCCCCCCGACAUAUGCAUGUAUGCCCAGAAUGAAGCCCAUGCCUUGUGUUAGAAAGCUGUUGCUACUACAACAAAUGGUGCUACAUUAUCAGUGAAAGAAUUUGAAAGAUUGAUUUCUCCGCUCCACUCGGCACGCUUAUCCACAAGGCGACGGGCGUCCUCUGGCAAGUGCGUGAGACCAGGGAAGCUAUGAAUGGCAAGGCAGUGGAGGGAAGGGCAGUGAGCAAGGCUGGCGGGAAGCUCCUCCUUCAGCGCGCGCGGCGCUGCUCCUUCAGCGAGCUGCACCAAGGUUUGGGGCAGCCCGCGGAGCGAAGCCAUCUAGCUUUGACCGAUUGACCUCAGGGGACUCUUGAGAAAUUCCAACUGCUAUUGACCCAAGUAUUCUAGUGCAGACAGGUGUUUCAUGGUUACCGGCACAGCAAAGCCGUGGCUGGAACCAUAAAAUUUAAGGCAACGAAGAAGAGAGAGUUGGGGGAGAUAGGAGGGCAGGCGACUGAAUUCUAUAGAAUCCAGAUCCAGCGAUUCCAGAUAGCUCAAAUCCCCCAAGUGUG